AUGCAGGCAGCUCUGCGCCACCCUCCCGAGCCCCGCGCGGCUCGCGCCGGGAUCGGGAGGGUGGCGCGGAGCUGCAGGAAGCCCUGGAGCGCAGGCGGCUCCGCGCCACCCUCCGGGCCCCGCGCGGCCGCGCCGGGAUCUGGAGGGUGGCGCGGGCUGCAGGAAGCCCUGGAGCGCAGGCAGCUCCGCGCCACCCUCCGGAGCCCCGCGCGCGCCGCGCCGGGAUCGGGAGGGUGGCGCGGAGCUGCAGAAGCCCUGGAGCGCAGGCAGCUCCGCGCCACCCUCCGGAGCCCCGCGCGGCUCGCGCCGGGAUCCGGAGGGUGGCGCGGAGCUGCAGGAAGCCCUGGAGCUGCAGGCAGCUCCGCGCCACGCUCCGGAGCCCGCGCGGCUUCGCGCCGGGAUCGGGAGGGUGGCGCGGAGCUGCAGGAAGCCCUGGGGCGCAGGCAGCUCCGCGCCACCCCUCCGGAGCCCCGCGCGCGCCGCGCCGGGAUCGGGAGGGUGGCGCGGAGCUGCAAGAGCCCUGGGCGCAGGCAGCCCGCGCGCCACCCUCCGGAGCCCGCGCGGCCGCGCCGGAUCUGGGAGGGUGGCGCGGAGCUGCAGGAAGCCCCUGGGCGCAGGCAGCUCCGCGCUGCCCUCCGGGACCGCGCGGCCUCGCGCGGGGUCCGGGAGGCGGCGCGGGAGCCGCAGCCCUGGAGCGCAGGCAGCUCCGCGUGCCACCCUCCGGAGCCCGCGCGCGGCUCCCGCGCCGGGAUCCCGGAGGGUGGCGCGUGA
Podarcis lilfordi (Lilford's wall lizard) is the source of this 771-nucleotide messenger RNA. NCBI's taxonomy places the organism in Eukaryota, Metazoa, Chordata, Lepidosauria, Squamata, Lacertidae. The record is from the annotation of a GenBank genome assembly.